Spirometra erinaceieuropaei is the source of this 9050-nucleotide messenger RNA. The record is from the annotation of a GenBank genome assembly. NCBI's taxonomy places the organism in Eukaryota, Metazoa, Platyhelminthes, Cestoda, Diphyllobothriidea, Diphyllobothriidae.
AUGCGUCGUGUCCGCCCGGGGACACGGGUUGUCGAAAUUGUUGCGGACACCAAUUACCUUCAACAAUGUAAGAAAGCCCUUUUUUCCUGAAGUAUGCAAAUGGAAAUGCGAUGAUGCCUUAAAUAAUAAACUAUGCCAUGUGGGCCUUUCGAAGUUCAAGAGAAUAUCCUAUUCAUUUAAUUACAAUUCUAAACUGAUAACGCCCAUAAUGCGAUCGAGCACUGGUUGUGUAGAGAGUAGUCCGCCUACACUGUUGUUAAAUAUGCACGCUAAACUGAAAAAUACACAUUCAGGCUAGACUAAGAGUUUUUGCCUAUGCGCAUCAGAGUCCGCCUAUCUCAGUCUAUCAUUUGACUCUGCAGACGGCAAGUGAUGGAUAUUCUUUUAAGGGGAGCACACUCGUGGAAAACCCAAAGCCACUCAGGAAGAGAAAGCGAGUUGUGUCACCCUGAGGAAACUCCCGAUAAAUCAGCUCCGCAGAAUAACGAAACAGUGUGUGCUAAUGUAACAAAAUUAAGUCCAACUUCAUUACCCGCUACGGUAACUAAACCGAAGACCGAAUAACCAGGGAGAAUUUCAAACGACUACAAGAAGGGCCCGUCGUUAGUCCUGCUGUCAGGGCAAUGUGUCUGAAAGUUCCCAGGCUGAAGCCAGCACGUCAUUCACAAAUUUAGGCCUCACGACCCCAACGUCCGACGAAACUAAGUCUAAUGUCAACAUGCCAUAAUCCGAUACAAACGAAGAUGCGAGUUCCAGGAACUAAUUGAUAAGAAGAAGAAGAAGAAGAAGAAGAAGAAGAAGAAGAAGAAGAAGAAGGGAGCGCUGGAACAAGGGCUUUAUUCGCCUGACAUUUCGGAUUCUCACUCGAACACAUCAUCAGAGACAGUGGCAUAAACGGGUGACUCGUGCACAGGAAGUUGCAGUAGUUUAUAGAAUACAGUCGUUAAGCUACCGCAUACCUAUAGUAAUUAACCGCGCUUCUCUUCAUCAAGAAUUGUUGCCCACUGGUGCGCUAAUUGCUUGAUGGCCGGCAUGCAAGUUGUUAACUGCUGCAAUCUCAUCACCCGUGUUGGAUGCUGGCGUGAUAAUUGCUCGGCCACCUGGCUCACCGGCUUUCGAGCUCCCCGAGUGGUCAGUUACUUUGGCCAACCUAUGCCUCAGCACGGAAUAUGCAGCGGAGAUGUCGUUGAACUUGCCAAUAGACCGAGGUCCCGUAUGCCAAUUGCCUUACUCCAUGAAAGGCGCCCACAGUGGUCGGAUAUCAUUUUAGGGCAGAUCGGGAAAUAAAGAACUCGUCCAUAAAUUGUAAGCAAAAUAUUGGUAUAAAGGGUGUCCCAGAGUCCACCUUACGCAUUUCGAAGGAAAGAAUGACUCACGAACUAGAUCUACCUCACGAAUAUGUCAGUUUUGUCCUGAAGGAUGGUAGACUUGUCACCGUGUAAAAACCUUUCCGAUUAGGCAAAUCAGACUCAGGCCGUGACCCAAGAAAAUCCCUAGACCAACAAAAAUUAUUUUAGUGAACGAAGCUCAGGCAACGUUUAUGUUAGAAGGGAGAACAACCAUACUGAGACCACACACAGAAGUGUUUUUUCAGCAAGAGUAUGAGUCGAGGGAAUGGUUGAAAAUGGGGAAACUAAGGAUAGAAGUGGGUAGAGGAUGAGCAGAUGGAAGAAAGGGCUGAAAAUCACAGAUGACCAAAUAAUCCAGGUCAAAGGGUCACCCCAAUGGUUAAAACCCGUCUGAAUAAAGGCUGGCCUCCAUGACAAAACGAUAAUUGAAGGUUAUAUUCGCAAAUGUGCAAAGCCUGUUCAACAAACCGAACGAAUCUAUCACACUGUUUCAUAAAACAAGCAUACCUUGCAAAAGGCAAUAAGAAGUAUUUUCAAUGAAAUAAAUUGAUUGAAAAUAUGCAUCCAUAGUCCAGGAAUAUGGAGGUGAAAACAAAGAAUUACUUAUACCCGAAAUUAAGCUGAGCGCCUUGACCUUGUUCUUGUCCAUUUUCAUUGGAAACAGUCUCAUCGAACCUGGUCAAUUUCUGUACUGUCAAAGAAAACGCAUUGUGCAGGGACUUUUCUCUCCAAGACAGUCAUUUCCUGUCUGCUACUUCAGCCGACAGCAGUUUAUAAGUGGGUUCAUGUCAAUCGAUGAUUUCCUUCAUGAUGAGCACUUCUCCUCAAUCCCAUGCUCAAACUUCCCUCUUGUUGUCUCUUGUUGUUUUCAUAGAUGAGACACGUGCAUGCACAAUCAUAUUUGGCUGCCAAAAUCGAAUCCUUGUACCUUAUAGCAGUUGCGAUUGCGCAGUUUCUCAAGUUCGCUUGCAGCUGCCCCCGACCCAUCUCUCUCAAAUGUCUUUGAGCAGUACAACGUGUGAUGAAGGGUUAAAAACUCCUGUGGAUUACUGAGAAAAACGCUGUGGUAUUAAUUUGAUUAUGCAUAACCCCGGAUAACACGAUGUCCUUCAAGCACUUUUAACUAUCCGGACUUUUACCGCGCGGCUGAAAAUUUCUCAUCCUCUCGCCUCCUUGCCUAACUCUGGUCACUGGGUUUGCUUUGGAAGCUUUAAGCAUACUUUUGAAGUUGCAUUUUUUGCGUUAACUCCGGGAACUAUCUUUUUCCGCUGUUGGCUGUCGAUAUUUUGAAGUCGCUAGUCGAAAAACAACUGUCAGUAAAUACACGUGCAUCUUCCUUAGUAGCAGUUCCAUAGCGAGCCGACAGCGACUCGGUGUGGAAAAGCGGAAUUUGUCAAUUUGGUCGCGAUGGAAACACCAGCGAAAAGCUGCGAUGCGACGCUAUGCAGCUAAUGGACGGAAACUCCUGCACGAUGUAUGCCUUUUAGCACCUACGAGCGCACUUUCCCGCUUCCCGUCCGAUCUAUGCCUGUACGUACUAUAUAGUCCGGCUGUGAACAUCGUCUUCGCAGAGCAUCGAGGGAUUUCUUCAACCGCCUUGUGAAGGCGGCCUCCGGCUCAUACAAGUCCACUCGGUUCCUGCUGUCCCACGCAGCGUAAACGGCUGUUUAGUAUGUAGAGUUACAUAUAAUCAAGGGCCCACCUCAUAUCACGUCGUACACCUGUUUGCCGGAGGAAAUAAUUGCACCUGCAUACUGCUAGCUCUUUAACAAAUGCUCUGACUACAUAUGGCAUUCAGAUUAGCACAUUGGUUUCGCGCUGGCCUUCACGCCAUAAGUCACUUUCAGACGGCGGUACACACACCCGCACACUACCUGUACUUUUUGCUCAAGUAGGUACGCCCUUCGUGUUGCUAAAUUACAAAAGAAGUUUUCCCCGCCUUCUUAAAGAAACAAAAUUCACCGUUCACUCCAAAGUCAUUAAGGUGAACUUCCAAAAACAUGAAUAUUCUAUGCUAGAUCGUCCCUUCGUGCUGAAGGUUGACCUGCCCCAUGAACUGUCAAAAUGCCAUCUGGACUAUACUUUUACUGAGGACACAAUCGACAGUAUUGUCGAUCAACGUGGGUAUCCUUGUGUUGAAUACGGCUUUAGAGGAAGUAAAACGCUGGGCCACUGCAACUAUUUACUGUUCGAUACCCUCAGUUCUCGUUUCGCAUAGUCUGUCCGAACGACCCGCCUUUUUGCUAUCCCGUUAUUUUUACCUUUUGGGCAAUCUUUAGCUCAGGACAAGGAAAGGCUAUUUUCGAAGAAAUUCCAUCUAUACUUCAUAGAUAAUGCGUUAUUACCCUUUUAGGCCCCAGGAUUCGGACGCCCUAAUACCCGUAAUGCCGCCCAAACAGACGAAGUGUACUUUCCUUUCUGCAUUCACUCAUGACCUCAGUUGCCCACAUGAAAAAAGAGGAGCUGAUGGUUUUGACCAUUUCAGAGAUAGUCUCGGAACUACUAAAGGCUGUGAAAGAAAAAAGAGACGUUAACUUAAACAAGUAGGAAGUCCUAACCUCUUAAAAUUAAUUCUGCAGGUUAAAAUCCGCUGUGUCCAGGAAGUAUGGUCUGACGUCACAACCCCGAUUGGUAGAUAUAAUUGCCGCUGUACCACCUCAACAUCGAGAUGUAAGGACAGCAUCUCUAAUCUUGACUCCUUGCUAGACCCUCGUCCCCAAGCUUAAGGCCAAGCCUGUGCGCUCAGCCAGUGGCGUAAGUUCCUCUCCUAUUCCUCCUUUCAGUCCUCUGGUGUAGAUUGUCGUCGUUGCGGUCAUGUGCAAACCACAUAGAUGUCCCCAUAUAGCAAUGACGGGAAAUGUCUGUGUGUAUGUUGGUUUUACAUUCGUACACUAAUCCGCACGUUUAGCUACUGUCCUGGCGGACCCGAUUCGGAUUUCGAGUACUCAACUCAAUCCUACACUGGAUAUGAGGUAGGUGACUUUUGACAAACACAGAUAGACAUAUCUAGCCUACAUCAAUGCGUGCCAUACGCGCUCGCUACAAUCCGUAUCUCCAAACGCGCCACAGAAUUGAGCAGGUAAGUACUACCCAUACUGCUUUUAUUGGCUGGCAUCUCAGCUCCAACAACUCGGUCAUUCCUGCGACAAGGUUGAAUUCAUCGUCAUGGGUGGCACCUUUAUGUCGCUUCCGGAGGAGUAUCGUGAUUACUUCAUCAGGUAGUGCUGGACUGUCAAUCAGGUUAUUUUUUUAUGUUUUCAGAAAUCUUCAUGAUGCUCUCUCUGGGCACAUAAGCAACAAUGUCGCCGAGGCUGUAUAGUAAGGACAUCUUGCCAACUUCACAAUCAUCUUUUAGCUAUUCAGAACGAAGCAAAACCAAGUGCAUAGGCAUAACCAUCGAAACUAGACCUGAUUACUGCCUGAAGAAGCAUUUGGGGUGAGUGUCGUCCUUUUAGUUAGAAUAACGCGACUUUUCUGCGUAGAGAAAUGUUGGCUUAUGGAUGCACUCGUUUAGAGAUUGGGGUUCAAAGUGUCUACGAGGACGUUGCGAGAGAUACAAACAGGUACAGUCAUGAUGGAUUCUCUGUUUCUGCCUAGCCUUUUCGGAAACUUCUUGCGGCUCUCCUAAACACUUUAAAUACUGUUUGAAGAAAUUACACUUUUAUGAUUUCUCUCUGGCCUCCCCAUAUUCACGGCAAACUUCUAUGCGUACCCAACAGUUUUGUAGACAAGGGGCAAAGUUUCCCACAACAAACCUCUCGAUCGGGCUCAUUUUCCUUGUUAAAUCAGGCGAAUGCAGUACCCCUUUCUUUUACCUAUUUGAAAUUGCUGCGACUGCGAUCAUGUCCGGCAUGGUCCACCUGAGAAUGACUGGCAUAAUUCUUCGUAGCAACGUCAAUAAGACUUAUGCCGUGUAGUUCUUACACUUCACCAUACCCCCCAUUUUAAAGACACACACAAUUGUGUCAGAGCCCGGUCAUCUGGAAUGAUCUCAUCUCUGCACGUCUGCGUAAUCAGCUCAUGUAGCUAGGAUGUCAAGACAAGACCUGUAGGCUUCAACUUGAUCCGGGCUCUAUGUUAUUGUGCAGUCUUUGAGUCGCGUCGACUAUUUCUUCCUGGAGAGGCAGGAGAAGGAUAACACGCCGCAGCUGAGAGAGAAGUUGACCGGAGAAGUUUGAAAGGUAUCCACGCGAGCUCUCAACCUUAUCCGAGUUGUCAGCAAUAAAGCAACCACUUACGCCGUGAGAAGACUGACUCACUAACUCGGUGAGUAAGUGAAUAGUUUUCGAACGUCUAUGUUUAAGGCCCGCCUCGUGGAGGCUACCACUCGAUCCCGACAGUUUUCGCAGUCAUUUAUAUCCGGCUAUGGCAUAACUCUUUAAGGCUGACAGCUGGAAUCAUGGUUGCAGGACGUAUCUCGGAUUGUCUGAGCUAACAACCUACGAUCUUUAAGCCGAUCCAGCCAGCACGGCGCCGCUCGUUUGUCACACACCUGAUUGCAGAACUUCCAGUUUUUAGGGCAAAAUAAAAUAAGGUUUUUGUUUUGGUUCUCGCCUGCGACUUACCUUUCAUCUUGUUAUACUGCUGAAUCUUUAUGUUCGUGAUUGACUACUCACUGUGGUGGCAAAACACAUCUGGUACUGAGAAAACUGGGCCCCAAAGUCUCGGCCAAAAUUAUGGCUUCUUAAGUCCUGUCAACCCAAACUCCUCCCCAAGACCGGAGGUCUUACUGUGUUCACCGCUGUUCGGAAAGGGUGACAAGUCCGAAAGAAUGUUGACUGAAUGGUUAGUCUUCAUCAGAAACGGGCGUUUGUUGUGAUAUAGUUUCAUUCACAAAGAAAUCGGCGGGCUUUUGGCGAUUCCGUGCAGAAAUGUUCCUCUGAACACUGUCUAAGGACUGGCUUCUAUGGGCUUCGCUCUCCCUCAUUUUGGGAUGCCAAUCCUCCACUCCACAUAACUCGCUACAGAAAGCUAUCAAUCGCAUGUUCUCGCAGUUCGUCGCUGGCGAUGGCGCCAAGAAGACACACAAGUACCAUUCUUCAUUGCAUCGAUUUCUGGCUCAUGAUUAAGUCUUUGAGCUAGUCACUCGGAGUCAUCCCAGCGCCACGUCGACACGGUUUGUCAGUCCAAACGCUUUGGAGGGGAUGAGAACAUCUGUCGGCAUCUGGCACCUAAAUACUGCCUUGCAACUUCCAGCUUGGAUUGUGUCAGUCUCUGCAUGUCUGGCAUCUGUUCUGUCAAUGCAAAGCAACUUAUCACUUUUCCGCAGUCAGCGUGCAUUUACCUCUUUCCAUUAAACAGUUGGGUUGAAGGAGUCAAGUCAGUUUCCACUGACGUCCUGGCACAAACUGAUAGUCGUGGUUGGAAUACCUAUAUGGGUAUAGAGAUUACUGGGUCCUAAAUCCAACCCUUAGAUGGAUAUUCAGCACGCAAACCGGUGCUAACAAGACUAGCUUCUUAGUGCGGUUUAUGGUGAUCAUUUCACAGUGUCCUCAUCAGGCUGCGACAUUUUAUGGGGUGGUCGGUCUGUCAUGCCUCCUCUCUGCUCACGGUCUGCGACUGCCCAUUUGGCAAACCAAGACGCCUGAUUAUUCCGCAGUUUGCCCUCGCUGAAGGCUUUUGUCCUGUCUGUCAUCCCUGGACGUGCCGGUUGGCCAAAAUCUGGGCCAUCUGCCUGGUAGCUUUGACACAGGUCGUGGAACUUCAUAAAGGAUCAGGAAAGCAGCAGAACUUCGCUACUUCUGGUUAUUUUAUUGUUUUACGACCUGCUUGGAAGUUGGUUGAAACGAGUUUAUGAGAUCUUUGUCCUGUUGAAAACGGCGACUGUGACUACCCUAAGGUGUAGCCCCAUUCGGUUUGUAGUAAAUUAAGACUAUUGCACCUGACUUUUCAGUCUAUCACGACCGGUAGGAUCUGAGUCACCGCGGUUAUGUUUUAUUUUCUGAUUGAAUUUUCAGGGGUCACACGGUUAACGCCGUCACGGAGUGCUUCCACCUUUCGAAAGACGCCGGUUUCAAAGUGAUCUCGCACAUGAUGCCCGACCUGCCUAAUGUUGGCUGGGAGCGUGAUCUGGCCCAAUUUGCUGAGUACUUCGAAAAUCCCGCCUUCAGGUCUGAUGGUCUAAAAAUCUACCCGACGCUCGUCAUCCGCGGCACUGGCCUCUAUGAAUUGUGGCGUACGGGUCGUUACAGUAGUUACCCACCAAACGUUCUAAUCGACUUAAUUGCGCGUAUCCUCGCCCUUGUUCCACCCUGGACCCGCAUCUAUCGGAUUCAAAGGUAAGGAUUUGUGUUACCUAGACAACAUCCGCAUGUUGCUUGAGCACUUCCCCCAUCCAUCGUCCCUCCUUGUAUUGGAGUCACCUGAAUUGCUUAAAAGCACAGUUGGGUCAAUAUGAAUUAUUCAAAAUCUGCCAAAAUAUCUAUGAAUUAUAUUUGUCUACUCUUUGAAGGAAGGGGGAUAAAACUCGCCUGCAUUCCUUGUUUAUACUCUCUGCUCUCCCCUUUACAGGGACAUUCCGAUGCCGUUAGUGACUAGUGGAGUCGAACAUGGAAACCUGCGCGAACGAGCACUCGCCAGGAUGGAAGAGUUAGGGGCAAGUUGUCGCGAUGUACGCACUCGAGAAGUUGGUAUCCAGGAAAUCCACCGGAAGAUCAAGCCCUAUCAGGUACUCCCGGUGUCGUUUACUUCUGUCUGCACAUUAUUGCCAACUGCAUUUGACACCCCUACGCCUGAAUAGGUUUUGGCUGUGAGUCCUUGAGACGCAUGUUAUAAACUGACUCACAUUUUGGCGUCGGGAACCUACACCCGGGCCUCUAACACUGCACUGUUUCCACACACUAUUAUCAAAGAACAACUGACGUUAGCUGAACUCUACUCCAGUGUUGGGUGGAGGAACUAAUUUUAAGGGUCUUCCGGCGCAGACUUGUUAACUCUGCUUUGGUUGUGUUUGAUGCAAACCCACAAUAAAAACUAGAUAAAACAUGGUUGUUUGUGUUCAGGACUGCCGAUUAAUUUCGAGGUGUUCCAUCUCCUGUCUUGUUCAUGUCUUUUACUGUCCGGUUCGAAGCUUCUGAGAGAACUGCGAACUACUGUCUUGUCUUCGUGCUCCUCCCUGUCUCUGGAUCAGUAAACGAGCUUGCUUUUCCUAGAUUGAAUUGAUCCGACGAGACUAUGUCGCCAAUGGAGGCUGGGAGACCUUCCUCGCAUACGAAGACCCCACUCAGGAUAUUCUCGUUGGUCUUCUUCGUCUGCGCAAGUGCUCACCAGAAACUUUUAGACCUGAGUUACGGGUCUGCACUGAACCUAAUUCCAACCCCUUGUGUUCAGUUGUCCGAGAGUUGCACGUUUACGGUAGUGCCGUCCCCGUGGCAUCCAAGGACCCGACAAAAUUCCAACAUCAGGUAAACUAUCUCUAACCAACGUUUUCGUAGCUAAUUUGAAGAGGAUUUCAUACUGACCCCUUAGCAUUGACAAUAUCCAAAUUAUUGUCCUCAGUUUGGCGCGUUUUAUAGGCUCAUAACACGACCAUUUCUUCUUUCAAAGGGUUUCGGGACACUACUUAUGGAGGAGGCGGAGCGCAUCGCCCGAGAAGAGCAUGGCUCCCUGAAACUGGCAGUCAUUUCGGGUGUUGGGACUCGUGAUUACUACCGAAAACUCGGCUAUGAGCUUGAGGGACCCUACAUGGUCAAGGCACUGUAA